Molecule: messenger RNA, 3116 nt
Organism: Xyrauchen texanus (razorback sucker)
Lineage: Eukaryota; Metazoa; Chordata; Actinopteri; Cypriniformes; Catostomidae
Gene: rbm4.1
Product: RNA binding motif protein 4.1
Exons: 2
Coding region: 809-2041 (410 amino acids)
Biological process (GO): mRNA splicing, via spliceosome
Cellular component (GO): nuclear speck
Molecular function (GO): mRNA binding; zinc ion binding
Source: RefSeq, a predicted model, not a curated record
UUCCAUAAAUUAACAAGCACUUUAUUAUAAAUGAACUCCCUUCCCGACUGGGUUCAUAAGGAGUCAUAAUAUAUGAGUGUAUAUAUAGUUCAUAUAUUCAUUAUGAGUGCUCUCCUCCUGGCCAUCAUGAGGAUCACUCACUGCGGCAUGCUCAUGUCGGUCGCCGUCCCAUAAGACUGCGCCGCUAUGUUUCCUCUCUGGGAUGUUAUGUUGCGUAGUGUGGCAUGAUCGGAUGAUGUUCCCUAUAUAUGUUAAUAAAUGCAAUGUCAAGUGGACUGAGUCAUAAGGGAACGUCUCUGUUACGUACGUAACCUCAGUUCCCUGAGACGAAUGGAACGAGACAUUGCGAACGCUAGCCGCACCACAAGGCUCAGGGUUCUUAAGGCAUGAGUGAUGCGCUCCUUGUUCUCAGUCAGAAGUUCUGAGGAAAUGGUGUCUGUGCACCUGUUUUUAUAGCGGUCAGUUUCGCGCCAAAACAGGCGGGAUUCAAACACCAUAGCCAAUAUUAUAAUAUUGCCGUUAUUGUAGAGAGGUUUCAAAUAGUUUGUGUUUGGAGGCAGUCCUCAUAUGCAUUAAUAAACCCAAUGUCUUGUUCCCUUCAUCUCAGGGAACCGUCAGGGUUAUGUACGUAACCAAGACGUUUUCAAGUAAUUGUUUUGUGUGAUUCGCAUUUGUAAUGUGUAUUUGAAUAACUUCAUAGAUAUAGACAAAAAAGGUGUGUCACAUCAUUGACCCAAUUACAUACGUAAUGUACCAUCAAUACAUUUCUCUCGUAACAGGGCCUGAUAUUUGAAAUUGUAUUACUACAAUGGUGAAAAUCUUCGUGGGGAACCUCUCACCGGACACUACAGCGGAUGAUAUCCGCUCCCUAUUCUCUCAGUAUGGCAAGAUCUCAGAGUGUGACGUAGUGAAAAAUUUCGGCUUUGUGCAUAUGGAUGACAAAGCAGAGGCAGACGAAGCUAUUCGAAAUCUUCACCAUUACAUGCUGAACGGUUUGGCCAUGAACGUGGAGAUGAGCAAAGGGAAACCCAAGACCUCUACAAAACUUCAUGUCGGCAACAUCAGCAGUAACUGCACCAACCAAGAACUUAGGGCCAAGUUUGAGGAGUAUGGUCCUGUGGUUGAGUGUGACAUAGUCAAGGAUUAUGCAUUUGUUCACAUGGAGCGAGUGGAAGAUGCUAUGGAGGCCAUCAGUGGCUUGGACAACACAGCCUUCCAAGGCAAACUGAUGAGCGUGAAGCUUUCAACUAGCCGCCUGCGUACCGCGCCGGGAAUGGGAGAGAGAACGGGUUGUUAUCGGUGCGGGCAGGAAGGCCACUGGUCCAAAGAAUGCCCAUUGGACCAGAACGGCUCCUAUCGACAGGGCCCAGACUCUGCAGGAUAUGGGCCCCUCAGGUUUGGUGGGGUUGGCGAUCGUGGCGGCCGGGGUUUUCAUCGUGGCUUCAGUGGCGAGCCAGGCUGUGGUGGCAACUUCGCAUCCUCACAUGGCUUCUCCAGGGGAGCAGGGUAUGGUGUCCCUGGGUAUGGAAGGGGUGCAGGUUUUGAGAGCGCAAUGAAUUAUGGUAUGCCAGCGGGCUACGGCAUUGGCGCGGAUAAUAGCAUAGCCCCGGCGUAUGGCAGUGAGGCUGCGUAUGGGAGCAUGGGCUAUGGCGGUGCAUUGCCUGCGUACCCAAUACGCAGACCGCCCUAUGAGGAAAGAGAUCCGUAUGGGGUGGUGGACUUCUACGAGAAGUAUCGGGCACGUCCGUAUGGAACCAGUUAUUUUGAAGAUAGACUCGCAGUUCCACCUCCUGUCCCUCCUCCCCCGUCUUCAUCACCGGUCGUGAGAGACCCUUAUGAGCGCUGUCCCCUGCCCCCUCCUCCAGCUCCUGCCUCUUCAUACUAUGCCCGUGACCGGAGCCCGAUCCGGCGAGUUCCUCUUGAGUCAGAGGGAUACGCGUAUGAGCGAUUGCGCCUCUCCCCAGUCUCUUCGCUUCCCAGGAGUUCUGUGUAUGACAUACCGCGGGAUCCAUAUGCCGAGCGGGCGCGCUAUGCUUACUAACCUAAUACCUGUGUACACUAAGGUGAGAUCUUAUUAGUAGUACAUGAGGUGAGAGCAAAGUUUCAUAAACUGAAAGUACGUUGUCAAAUAGCAGUUAGUUAUAGUAAUCAAUACAAUGGAAGUCUAGCGGAAGGAUAGUAAUUAGAAUUUAUUUCUUAUGUCAUAAUUUUUCAUCAAAUGUUCAUCAAUUAUUAUGGUCCAGCUUAAUGUAGAGGAUAUAUAUGUUACAGCCCACAUUUGUUCAUAAAUACUAGCUGUCAGAAAGUUGAUUGACAUUAUAAUUUUCAAAUUAAUCAUACAAGAACUUGUUUACCUAUUAAAGGUCUUACAUCAAUUAAUGUUGGCAACGUAGGAGUAUGGCCACAUGUCAGUCCAAAGAAUUGAUAACUUAAUGAUUAACAGUUUAAUGGUCUCUCCUCUCUGCAGGUGUUUCUUGGUUACUCAUCAUCGAUUGCUUUAGAAGUUGUGAUGCAUUCAGUUUUGGCUGGAUCAAGGAUACAACAAAUGGCCCACCUCUUGGCACUAAAUUACUUUUGUCUUAGCUAAUGCCACAUUGCCCUGUGAUGUUUUUGUUGUUUGUUUGUUUUUUGUUUUUUUUAGGACAAAUACCUGUAAAUAUUAUCCUAAAAGUUAUUUUGUUUCUAGAGAUCAUUGCAAUUGCAUUUAAUAGAAGAAACAGACAUUGCCAGCAGAUGCUUCAGACGCAGUGUCUGUGUGGUCAUUGACAACUUUUGUCUCCUAAGAAGACUUUGCCAGACUCCUCCACUACUCACUACACUAACCAUCGCCCCCCACCCCCCGUCCAAAAACAUAAAUCGAGUUUCAAAGGUAAAGGCCCCAAUAUUACCAAUUAUGUGCAGAUUACGAUGCUAGUGCAAAGCAUUACUGUUCAAUUAAGAUUCCAGCUGUUUGCCCUGUUUUUCAUGUGGUGUACAUGCAUUUUUUUUUAUCUCUGAUUAAUCAUGAAGAAUUGUUAAUCAACCAGCCAUCCUAUAUCAGAUUUGUGAAAAUAUCAUUUGAAAUUGAAAUCAUCCAUGUUUUAAAUGUGCUAAUGAGUGAAAAUAUCUGUUAAAUU